Molecule: messenger RNA, 1578 nt
Organism: Cylindrotheca closterium
Lineage: Eukaryota; Bacillariophyta; Bacillariophyceae; Bacillariales; Bacillariaceae
Source: the annotation of a GenBank genome assembly
AUGCCAGAACUCACUGUCAGAUUCCAAGGAGAUGAUGACUAUGAAUCAGACAACAAUUCGGGUGAUGAAGGCGAUGAAGAGGAAGAACCUAUUGUGGCCGAUUUGGAUCACAUCAAGAAAAUGUCGAUAGAGGAACCCAUGAUAUUCGGAGCCUUGUUACUGAUCUGGAGGACCUACAAGAGCCGCCAGAAGAAGAGAUUGUAUUUGAGCCUGAAGAGCCUCAAGAGUGGCAGUUCUGCCAAUAAGAACAAGAAUCGAGUUGCGACAAGACGCAAGCAUCGAGAGAGAGAAUUGAAACUGUUGAAGAACAAGUUAAAAUCUGGUAUUUGUACCAAAGAAGCAAGUUGCAGUACUAGAGACAGUAAAGCUACCCUUGAAGCACAGCACAAUCUAUGUUUCCAACAGAUUGGGAAUGAGAUGAGAAGAGCACAACGCUAUUCUGAUCGCUCGUUGCAUGAUGCAGGCAAGGCCAAGUUUGAUACUGAAGAAGAUCUGAACUUUGUCCAACAGUAUUACAUCAAUCAAGGACUGAAGAAGUUUGGUGAUGAUGGAAAGGAUGCUGUGGAUAAGGAACUGAGACAAAUGCUCCUGAGAGAUUGUUUCACUCCCGAGUUUGUUAAAGACAUGACCGCGUCUGAGCGAAAGAAGGCCCAAUCAGCGAUGAUGUUACUCGCAGAGAAGCAAUUUGAAAAGACAAUUAAAGGUUGCCUAGUAUUCCAAGGCAAUGGAACUCGUGAAUGGUUAUUGCAAGAGGACACUGCAAGUCCAACUGCUUUGCAGGAAGCAAUCACCACUACUUGUGUUAUUGUAUUAGAGAACGGAAAGCGAGUAAACUAUCAAACGAUCCGGUUUCAUGUUGACAAAUUUGCUGAGUGGUUGAACAGGAGAUAUGGUUCAAUCAAGGCGUGCACUAUUGUCAGAGGAAAGAUACACAGAUAUCUUGGAAUGACUUUGGAUUUCUUGGUGAAAGGAAAACUCAAGAUCUGCAUGGACGACUAUGUUAAGAACAUGUUGGAAGAUUUUCCUAUUAAGUUCAACAAGGAUUCAAAGCAGGGAACACCAGCUGGUAACGAUUUACUGGAAGCUGGUAAAGGGAAGUUACUCAGUGCUGAGUACCGUCAGAUCUUUCAUACUACUGUUGCAAGGGGACUUUAUGUCUCUAAGAGAGCUUGUUUGAAUAUCCAUCCAACGAUUACUAUUCUUGCCUUGAGAGUUCGAGAACCUACAGAGUCUGAUUGGAAGAAGUGUGUUUGCAUGAUGCGAUAUUUAUUUUGUACAUCGUUGUAUCACCUGACACUUUCCGCAGAAUCACUACGAGUCAUAAAAUGGAUGAAUGACGCAUCAUUUGCAGUGCAUCCAGAUUUCAGCACUCUGUCCUUUGGAGGAGGUGCAGCUCAAGUGAUGUCAAAGAAGCAAAAACUAAACAGCAGAAGCAGUACGGAAGCGGAACUGAUUGCUGUUGACGAUAUUGUCACCAUGAUACUAUGGACAAAGUUGUUCAUGGAGUGGCAAGGAAUCCAAUCGAGAAGAAUAUCUUGUAUCAGGAUAACAAAAGCGCGAUUCUAUAAUAAUAACUGA